Messenger RNA from Etheostoma cragini (Arkansas darter), 1798 nucleotides. RefSeq names its product solute carrier family 49 member 3 (gene slc49a3). The transcript has 10 exons. Gene Ontology annotation, molecular function: transmembrane transporter activity. Lineage: Eukaryota; Metazoa; Chordata; Actinopteri; Perciformes; Percidae. Gene Ontology annotation, cellular component: membrane. Bases 274 to 1716 code for a protein of 480 amino acids. Gene Ontology annotation, biological process: transmembrane transport. The record is from RefSeq and is a predicted model, not a curated record.
UAGCUAAUGAAACAUGAAGCGGUGUCUGUGUACCUGCGUCCAUUUAUGAAAAACUGACUUUAUAACUCACUACAAGACAACACAAUGGAUGUACAGCUUGUAUUUUAAAGGACUUACACCACUCGUGAUUUUACCGACCCAGUGACCAUCAACAUAAACUUUACAAUGCCUCGGAAAUGUUGCAGUAAACUUUCAGGAAUAGCUAGCUAAAGCUACUAGCUAGCUAAAGUUACCAAGUUUAACAGGUUAGCUUGUCAACAACUUUAAUAAAUAAUGGAGGACGGUGCAGAAGCCUCUUCCGAGGUUCCCUCAAAUGUUCUGAAGACACCAAACGAAGAACUGAAGAAACUUUUGUCUUUUAAAGUUUACAAGAGGAGGUGGUUUGUUCUGUUGGUGCUGUGUCUGUUAAACUGCUCCAAUGCAACGCUAUGGCUGACCUUUGCACCAGUAGCAGACGUGUCUGCCAAAUAUCUGAACGUCACUCUGCAGGAAAUAGACUGGUUGUCGUUGGUUUACAUGGUGGUGGCCAUACCGCUCAGCUUUGGGACAACGUGGAUGCUGGACACCCUCGGGCUACGGAUCACGCUGAUUCUGGGAGCCUGGCUGAACAUGUUCGGAGGUCUGGUGCGCUUCUUUGGGGAACCUGCGGAACGGCAGUUUAAAAUCCAGUACCCUGUAGUGAUGUUGGGUCAGACCCUUGGUGCCAUCGCUCAGCCCCUCAUCAUUUUCACUCCCACCAAGCUGGCUGCUCUCUGGUUCCCUGACCACCAGCGUGCCACAGCUAACAUGAUCGCCUCCAUGUCCAAUCCGCUGGGCAUCCUACUCGCUAACAUCAUCUCUCCCAUGAUGGUUAAAACACCUACACAGAUCCCAACCCUGCUGAUUGCCUACGCGGCCCCGGCAUGCAUCAUCUGUUUCCUAGCAACAGUGGGGAUACGGAGCAGCUCCCCCCCUACGCCGCCUUCAGCCAGUGCCGAGUCAUCCGGCUCGGAGCCGUUCGUACAGGUGAUAAAACUGUUACUGAGGAACAAAGCCUACCUCAUCCUGCUGCUGUGCUUCGGUUCGGGCAUCGCUGUUUUCACCUGCUUCUCCAUGCUGCUGCAACAGAUCCUCUGUGUGCACGGAUACACCAAUGAUUUCGCUGGCAUUUGUGGCGCUCUCUUCAUCGUGUUUGGCAUCGUGGGCGCCGGUGCUCUCGGUCUCUACGUCGACAAGACCAAGAAGUUCACGGAAGCCACAAAGAUCAACAUGUGCUUCACUGCUCUUUCAUGCAUCGCCUUCUCAGUGGUGUCCCUGAUGCCGCAUCAGAAAGCCGCCGUGGCCGCCGUCUGCUCUGUUUUUGGCUUUUUCGGUUUCUCUAUUUACUCGGUGGCCAUGGAGCUGUCUGUGGAGUGUUCAUAUCCCGUUGGAGAAGCAACAUCAGCCGGACUCAUCUUCAUAUCGGGACAGGUUCAGUCUAUUCUCUACAUGACCCUCCUUCAGGCUUUAACCAAACGGCUCGCAGACUCUCCUCUGUCAACCUGCGGGGGUGCAGUCCUGAGCUGGAAGGUGCCGAUUCUUGUGAUGGCAGGACUGUUGAGUUUCUUCACGUGCUGCUUCGUGAUCUUCUUCCACACGCGGUACAGACGACUGGAGGCCGAAGAACAAGCCACUUAUGGGACCAGAGAAAGCAGCGUCUCGACAGUCUCUGAAAGCGUUCCGAGUGUGGAGAAGUGACCGUCUUCAGAGGCUCGGGACGAGAGACAACAACGCAGAAAGGGUUAUGGUCGUGGUUACCUCGUUUAUAGCUUUUCAACCG